This is a messenger RNA of Caenorhabditis elegans, 1483 nucleotides long. NCBI's taxonomy places the organism in Eukaryota, Metazoa, Nematoda, Chromadorea, Rhabditida, Rhabditidae. The record is from RefSeq.
AAAAUGACGGAUUACAUGGCACAAAUGCUCAAUGAGCUCAUGGGAUCGCAGAGAGACGCGAAUCCCGGCGAGCGCAGAGAAAUUCGCUACGACGACCCAAAUGUGUGCACCGACUUCCUUGUUGGCUUCUGUACGCACGAUAUAUUUAGGAAUACGAAAAAUGACUUGGGAUUCUGCAAAUAUACGACACACGACGAAAAUCUCAAAAAUUCGUAUAAAAACUCGGAUAAAAAGUGGCGAAUGGGAUUUGAGAAGCGAUUCCUGGAGCGGAUUCGCCGAAUUCAUGAAGAUGUUCGCCGGAAGAUUCAGAAGCACGAAGAUCGGCUCGCCGUGACUCAGGGCGAGUCGAAAAGUGCCGAGGAGACGUUUGGGCAGAAAAUUCUGGAAAUUGAGCAGCGCCGGGAGCAAUUGACGAAAAAAAUGGAGGAUUUGAUGGAUGAAGCCGCGUUGGAGGGAGAAAAAGGAAAUGUGGACGCAGCGCAGACCGCUGUUGAUCGUGCGGACAAGGCAAAGGUGGAAGUCGAAGAGCUCACUCAGGAAGCGGAAAAAUUGAAAUCGGAGAAGGAAAGAGCCAUAAAUAUGGAGGAAAAUGUCACUGCAGGAAACCGGCAAAUGCAAGUGUGUCAAAUCUGCGGCUGUUUCAUGCUCCAAAACGAUGCUCCACAGCGUGUCGACGAUCAUUUAACCGGAAAAUUGCACAUUGCCUACCAACAAAUCUCCGAUACAAUUAAAACAAUCGAACUGGAAAUGCAGACGAGUCAGCAGAAGGCUGAGAUGAAGCGAAAACGUUCGAGAAGCCGAUCUACGGAUCGAGGCGCGGAUCGGAAACGAUCUACGGAGCAGCACCAUCACAGUCAUCGGAGCAGCCGGGAUCAUAGAGAUCAUCGGCACCGGGAUCAUCGUGGAGAGCACAGAGAGCACAGAGAGCACAAAGAGCACCGGAGAGAUGAUCGGCAUCGAUCGGAGAGAUCAGAAAGAUCAGAAAGAUCGGAAAGAUCCGAUAGAGAGCGAAAACGCCACUAGACCGCCGCCGCCGCCGUCGUGCCGGGACCCAAAAUUCUCCAAAUUUUUGCACAAUCUUCUCUUGUUAGCUCCCCACCAAAAGUACGUUUCCUUCAGCGAUUCGCAGGUGAGUGGACCGCCCCUCUAAUUACAGAUUUUCAGAUUUUUUGGGCCUGAAAAUAGGCCGUUUUAAGCCCAAUUUUCGCUCGGCCCCGCCCCCUUUUCAGGUUUCUGUAUCCCCGGAAUCUUGUUCGCCGAUCUAUGAAAUUUUGUCAGUGUGUGUUGAUCAGUUAGUUGACUAUCAUCGACCCAAAAUUAUCGAUUUUUCGGGAAAAAUUAUUGAUUUUUUUCAGAUUUCUCUAUCUACACCGAGCCGCCCACACGUUUUCACCUGCUAAUUAUCGAUUUUUUUAAAUUGAUUUUUUAUUAUUUAUCUCUCUGUAGAAUCUUUUUGGUCUGUGAAUUGGAAUAAAAUUGAUUU